AUGGCUCUAAAUUCAAACUCAAAAGCCUUUCUUCUCUUCAACAUGCUCUUCCUAUUAGGUAAUAUAGCAUCUGCUACCGUAUUUACCAUACAAAAUCAAUGCAGUUACACAAUUUGGCCGGGAACACUUUCCGGAAACGGCGCAGCCGUUCUCGGUAAAGGUGGUUUUUCGUUAGCCCCCGGUGCAUCGAUUAACCUAACUGCACCGUCGGGCUGGUCGGGACGUUUCUGGGCUCGAACUGGUUGUAAAUUCGACGGUGCAGGCAAUGGUGAAUGUACAACCGGGAAUUGUCCCGGUGGAUUAAAUUGCAUAGGAGGAGGUACUCCACCAGUGACAUUGGCGGAAUUCACCAUAGGAUCAGCCGGUAACGGCGGUAAGGAUUUCUACGACGUGAGUUUGGUGGACGGUUACAAUGUGGGAGUAGGCAUAUGGGCUAAUGGAGGAACCGGUGACUGCCAAUAUGCCGGGUGUGUUACGGAUUUAAAUCGUAACUGUCCGACGGAACUUAGGGUGAGUGGCGGUGGCGGUGGAGGUGCUGGUUCGGUUGUGGCGUGUAAGAGCGCGUGUUUGGCGUUUAAUACGGAGGAAUACUGUUGCACCGGCGAACACUCGACGCCGGAAAGAUGUUCGCCGACACGGUAUUCGGAGAUAUUUAAGAAAGCGUGUCCAACUGCUUACAGUUAUGCUUAUGAUGAUGCUUCAAGCACUUGCACAUGUUCUGGUUCUAGUUACAGGAUCGCGUUUUGCCCCAGAGGAUCAUCGUGA
Molecule: messenger RNA, 765 nt
Organism: Vicia faba (fava bean)
Lineage: Eukaryota; Viridiplantae; Streptophyta; Magnoliopsida; Fabales; Fabaceae
Source: the annotation of a GenBank genome assembly